Messenger RNA from Botrytis byssoidea, 258 nucleotides. RefSeq lists its product as uncharacterized. The record is from RefSeq and is a predicted model, not a curated record. Gene Ontology annotation, cellular component: COPII-coated ER to Golgi transport vesicle; Golgi membrane; endoplasmic reticulum membrane. NCBI's taxonomy places the organism in Eukaryota, Fungi, Ascomycota, Leotiomycetes, Helotiales, Sclerotiniaceae. The transcript is spliced from 4 exons. Bases 1 to 258 code for a protein of 85 amino acids. Gene Ontology annotation, biological process: endoplasmic reticulum to Golgi vesicle-mediated transport.
AUGUUCUUCAUAUUCGGAAAUCUGAUUUACAUCAUCGUUCUUCUCACCAACGCCGUCGCAAUCUUAUCGGAAGAUCGUUUCCUCGCACGCAUCGGAUGGUCCAACUCCGUUGCCGAACCAGCUUUUGGCGGAAACAGCGCAGACACGAGUAUCAAAUCAAAACUUGUGAAUUUGAUGACGAGUGUUAGGACGCUCAUGAGGAUCCCCCUAAUAGGCAUCAAUUCCGUAAUCAUCAUCUACGAAUUAGCUCUAGGAUGA